GCUUUCUUACUUUUUUGGAAUAAUACUAUGCAUCAUAUUUGGUCUUAAUUAUUCCUCUGUUUAUUUCCAGAAUUUUGAGCUCUAUAGAUCUAAUAACAAAGCAAGCAGAGGAUAUAUAGUUUCAUCAUCAACUAAAAAGGUCUUGAGAACUUGGAAAGGAAAAGUAGAAUCAUGGAAAAACGAAAAGAUAAUGAAGAAGCAAACAAGUCAUUGGUGUUAUUUUCUGCUCUUCGCAAGGACAUUGCCGAUGUUCUGGAUAUCCUAGAGAGAUUAGAGAAUGAAGAAAAUCAAAAAGCUCUUGACAAAGAUCAAGUUGAAAAGCUAAAAUUGGAGCUGGCAUUUAUUUGUACAUAUGUCCAGCUUUCUUAUUCCGAUUUGGAGCAGUUUGAAGUUAUAAUGAGUAGAAAAAGACAAGAGGUUGAGGAUCUGCUUCAACCAAUUUUGGAUGAUGAUGGCAAAGACGUCGGGUGUAAAUAUGUCCUUACUAGCCUCGCCAGUAAUAUGGAUGACUGUAUCAGCUUGUAUCAUCGUUCUAAAUCAGAUGUCACCAUGAUGGAUGAGCAAUUGGACUUCCUCCUCUUGAAUCUCUAUCAUCUAUCCAAGCAUCGUGCUGAAAAGAUGUUUCCUGGAGUGACUCAAUAUGAGGUUCUUCAGAAUGUAUGUGGCAAUGUAAGAGAUUUCCAUGGUUUGAUAGUGAAUGGUUGCAUUAACCAUAAGACGGUUGAGAAUGUCUUACCUCUGUUUCAACUCAUGGCUGAGAGAGUAGGACACUUCCUUUGGGAGGAUCAGACUGAUGAAGACUCUCGACUCUCCGAGCUAGCACAUCUACUCUUGAAGAUUGUUCCAACUGAACUGGAGGUUAUGCACAUAUGUUAUACAAAUUUGAAAGCUUCAACUUCAGCAGAAGUUGGACGCUUCACUAAGAAGCUCCUGGAAACUUCUCCAGACAUUCUCAGAGAAUAUCUGACUCAUCUACAAGAGCAUAUGGUAACUGUUAUUACCCCUAGCACUUCAGGGGCUCAAAACAUUCAUGUCAUGAUGGAAUUCCUAUUGAUUAUUCUUUCUGAUAUGCCCAAGGACUUUAUUCAUCAUGACAAACUUUUUGAUCUCUUGGCUCGUGUUGGAGCACUUACCAGGGAGGUAGCAACUCUUGUUCGCGACUUAGAAGAGAAAUUAAGGAAUAAAGAGAGUACCGACGAGACAAAUCGUGCAACCCUAAAGUUGCUGGAUAUUGAACUCCUCAAGGAAGAUCUCAAACAUGUUUAUCUGAAAGUCCCGGUUUCAUCUCAAUGUUGCUUCCCCAUGAGUGAUGGACCUCUCUUCAUGCAUCUACUACACAUACAUUUGAAUGAUUUGCUGGAUUCCAAUGCUUAUUCAAUUGCUUUGAUAAAGGAAGAAAUUGAGUUGGUGAGACAAGACCUAGAAUUCAUAAGAUCGUUCUUUGUGAAUGUUGAGCAAGGAUUGUAUAAAGAUCUCUGGGAACGUGUUCUAGAUGUAGCUUAUGAGGCAAAAGAUGUCAUAGAUUCAAUUAUUGUUCGAGAUAAUGGUCUCUUACAUCUUAUUUUCUCACUUCCCAUUACCAUAAAGAAGAUGAAGCUUAUCAAAGAAGAGGUCUCUGAUUUACAUGAGAACAUUUCCAAGAACAGAGGUCUCAUCGUUGUGAACUCUCCCAAGAAACCAGUUGAGAGCAAGUCAUUGACAACUGAUAAAAUAAUUGUAGGUUUUGAGGAGGAGACAAACCUGAUACUUAGAGAGCUCACCAGAGGACCGGCAGAUCUAGAUGUCAUUUCGAUCACUGGUAUGCCGGGUUCAGGCAAAACUACUUUGGCAUUCAAAGUAUACAAUGAUAAAUCAAUUUCUUGUCAUUUCGACCUUCGCGCAUGGUGCACAGUCGACCAAGAAUAUGACGAAAAGAAUUUGUUGAAUAAAAUUUUUAAUCAAGUUAAUGGCUCGGAUUCAAAUUUGAUUGAGAAUAUUGAUGUUGCUGAUAAGCUACGGAAACAACUGUAUGGAAAGAGGUAUCUUAUUGUCUUAGAUGAUGUGUGGGAUACUACUACGUGGGAUGAGUUAACAAGACCUUUUCCUAAUGGUAUGAAAGGAAGUAGAAUUAUUUUGACUACUCGAGAAAAGGAAGUGGCUUUGCAUGGAAAGCGCUAUACUGAUCCUCUUGAGCUUCGAUUGCUAAGAUCAGAAGAAAGUUGGGAGUUAUUAGAGAAAAGGGCAUUUGGAAACGAGAGUUGCCCUGAUGAACUAUUGGAUGUUGGUAAAGAAAUAGCCGAAAAUUGUAAAGGGCUUCCUUUGGUGGCUGAUCUGAUUGCUGGAGUCAUUGCUGGGAGGGAAAAGAAAAAGACUGUGUGGCUUGAAGUUCAAAAUAAUUUGAGUUCCUUUAUUUGCCACAUCACAUCAAGCCAUGCUUUCUUUACCUUGCAAGUUUUCUGAAGGACACUGCAAUAACAAUAUAU
Solanum tuberosum (potato) is the source of this 2462-nucleotide messenger RNA. Its product is annotated as putative late blight resistance protein homolog R1B-17. The transcript has 3 exons. Lineage: Eukaryota; Viridiplantae; Streptophyta; Magnoliopsida; Solanales; Solanaceae. Gene Ontology annotation, molecular function: ADP binding. Bases 172 to 2439 code for a protein of 755 amino acids. The record is from RefSeq and is a predicted model, not a curated record.